AUGAGCGUCCAGACUAACAGUGAGGCCGCAUGGUGCAAGUUCUUUCCCACCACCCUGAAAGGCCUGACUUUAACCUGGUUCACCGAGUUGCCUUACGGGAGUAUAUCGAGCUUCACCGCCCUCGAAACAGUGUUCAAGCAGAACUUCAUCGCAGGAAGGAGGCAUCGGAAAACCAGUAUUCAUCUCAUGUCGAUCAGACAACGGAGGGAGGAAGACUUGGCAGAUUACAUCAAGAGGUUCAACGCAGAGUCUCUCAAGGUGUCUGACCUACAGGAUAGCGUGGCAUUCACCGCUCUCAUGUCAGGACUAUACCCUUCGAGUAGGUUCAAACUGAAGUUGGCCGAGAGUGAAGCCUCUUCAUUCUCAGAAGCCAUGAACCUGGCCCAAAAUUUAUACAAGCCUCCGAUAUCUGCAAAACUCAUGAGGAGCCAAGCUCCGGGAAAAGAAACAGAAUACACUCCGAGCAGACAAUCCCAGGGAUGCCUCUCGAAAAGAAAAGACAAGAAGCCUCGGUUGGAAAUCAUUGGAACGACCCUCGAUACAACCUGA
Beta vulgaris subsp. vulgaris (sugar beet) is the source of this 549-nucleotide messenger RNA. RefSeq lists its product as uncharacterized. The record is from RefSeq and is a predicted model, not a curated record. NCBI's taxonomy places the organism in Eukaryota, Viridiplantae, Streptophyta, Magnoliopsida, Caryophyllales, Amaranthaceae. The coding region runs from base 1 to 549 and encodes 182 amino acids. The transcript has a single exon.